This is a messenger RNA of Neoarius graeffei (lesser salmon catfish), 1400 nucleotides long. RefSeq names its product zinc finger C4H2 domain-containing protein. The record is from RefSeq and is a predicted model, not a curated record. The coding region runs from base 177 to 851 and encodes 224 amino acids. Gene Ontology annotation, cellular component: nucleus. The transcript has 5 exons. Gene Ontology annotation, biological process: positive regulation of neuron differentiation. NCBI's taxonomy places the organism in Eukaryota, Metazoa, Chordata, Actinopteri, Siluriformes, Ariidae.
AAGGCAUUUCAACAGCAGCACGCGUCAGCAGCAGUAAAGUUAUCUGCGCAUGCGCUAUCGUGUACAGUUAGCUGCUGGUGCUUGUAACUGCGUUGUAUUCAUUUACAUACGGAUUUUUAAAUAAUUCGUUAAUAUUAGCGCUGAAUUCUCGACGCUGGAACAUAAAAACCGAGACCAUGACAGAUGAGCAAGACAUAAUGUGCAAAUUAGAAAAUAUUUUGGAAAUAAGGAAUAAAACUCUCCAGCUGCAGAAGAUCAAAUCCAGGCUGAAGUGCGAGUUUGAAGCCCUUGAAGCCGAAGAGAAACACCUGAGAGAAUAUAAACAGGAGAUGGACCUGCUCCUUCAGGAGAAGAUGGCCCAUGUUGAGGAACUGCGCCUGAUCCAUGCUGAUAUCAAUGUGAUGGAGAGCACCAUCAAGCAAUCGGAAAAUGAUUUGAACAAACUGUUGGAGACCACACGACGCCUCCAUGAUGAAUACAAACCCCUGAAGGAGCAUGUUGAUGCUCUGAGAAUGACUCUUGGUCUGAAUCGGCUGCCCAACCUUAAUGAGGAAGAGGAGAGACUUUCACUAGAUUACUUUGAGAAGCAGAAGGCUGAAUGGCAGAAAGAGCCACACGAGCCCAUCAUUCCUGAAUCUUUAGCAGCAGCUGCAGCUGCUGCUCAACAGCUUCAGGUCUCAAGAAAACAAGACCCACGACAGCCAGCCACUUUCAGACAGCAGCCUCCGCCUAUGAAGGCAUGCCUAUCUUGUCACCAGCAAAUUCACCGCAAUGCACCCAUCUGUCCACUGUGUAAAGCAAAGAGUCGUUCCAGGAAUCCCAAGAAACCCAAGAGGAAGCCUGAUGAGUAAAUAAAAUUUAAUUUAUUUUUACAUGUAAAAGAGUCCCCCUUUAGAACCUUGUAUAAACUGUGUUGUAGUCCCUUUUGUGUUGUCGCCUUGAUUUAAAUAUAUUCAACUCUAUAAGAAUUCCAUCCAUGGAGUCAUCCAUGCAAUAAUGAAUAUUGUUAGCAUUAUAGUUUCUACUGUUCUACUGUUUUACAUUAAUUUACACAUUUUUAUGUAUUACCAUAUAAUAGGUAUGUUGUUUGUUAUUAAACACAAAUGGUAUUUGUCUUUUUCUGGUGGCAGAAACUUACAAUUUGAAAGGGAUCUGCAAAUUAUGAUAAAGCAGUGGUUGUAUUUGACAUUAAAAAUGCUAAAAUUAUAGCCUUGCAUGUUUGGUGUCUUUAAAAUUGUGACUACUUUGACCAUUCAGUGAACCCAACCUGAUUAAAAUGUCUAGUAACUGUUACUGAAAAGUGUUAUAUAUUGAAUGUUUUUUUAUAUUUACAUUUUUUAAAAUAUUUGUCAGAUGGUGUAUUGUGCAGUUUAAUUGACAAACUAGGUUGUUCAGUAAAA